AGAGAGGUGAAACGCUUCAAAUGCGGAAGAUCUGACUUCACAGUGUACAGUAGACCGCGCUGAGGUUGCGCGCUAUUACUGGGCUUCCCUAGGUGUGAAUUGACACCUUAAGGUAAACAGAAUUAUCUGGAUGGACAUCGAUUGUUACAUAACUUCCUGCAAAAAAGUGACUGAAGUGGCGACACAUUUAGACUGGAUUGAUUUUUGGGGGCCCCACUUCAGCAACCCGUGGCCCCUCGGACCGAGGAAAUAAACCCAACCCCGAACCGGGCUCGAUGCCUAAAGAGAGGCGGAGGUCGCUGAGAGAGGCGGCGUUAUCCCGGUUGUCUCCUAUUUGCGACGGAUCGGGCAGAGGAGGAGUAGGACGCGAAAGAAACUUUUCAUCCACAGAGAUUUGUGAUGAUCAGACACACAUGGCGGAACAGUACAGUGGGCGAGCGAGCUCAGACGCUAACCCGGUGAGAGAGUGCCAGGUGCCGCAGGUGACGAUCACUUCGGAUGGGGACUCGCGGGAGAUCACGCACGAUGACCUGGAGGAGGAGGGGGAGAUCGGACGACUGCGCCGUAAACUCUCAAACUCAUCCCUCUCUUCCAAUGGCUCCUCCACGGGGUUUGAAGAAUCGGAGGAUGACAUCCUCAGUGACAACGAGACCAAAAGCAAAGGGAUCGUGACGUUGGAGCAUUGCGGGGACUCUGGAGCAUUUGGAGAGUUCAACAACACCAGGUGGAAGCUGAAGACCCUUGUCCAUUGCCAUUUGCUAACUUCACAUUCAAGGCGACUGCCAUGGGUUCAGUUGGCAGGCCAUGAAGGCAACUUCAAAGCAGCAGAUGAAGGCUCCAUAUUGAAAAAGUUCUCUGAGAAUGAGAAGAUGUGUUUCGAGUGGCUGAAAGAGGAUGCUUUAUAUUCCUUCGUGCCAAGCUACUAUGGAGUGGUGGACAGAGAUGGCGAGCUCUUUCUAAAAAUGAAAGACUUACUGGCCGGCUUUGAGUCACCAAAUGUCAUGGACUGCAAGAUGGGAAUGAGAACAUAUCUGGAGGAGGAACUGGUACUGGCCAGGGUGAAGCCAAAAAUGCGUGAAGAUUUGUACAAAAAGAUGCUGGAUGUGGACAGUACGGCACCUACACCUGAGGAAAAACACAAGCGGGCGAUAACAAAACCACGCUACAUGCAGUGGAGAGAAAGCGUCAGCUCUACUAACACACUUGGCUUCCGUAUUGAGGGUAUCAAGAGGGGUGACAACUGCAGCACAGACUUUAAAAGGACGCGGUCAAAAGAAGAUGUCACUCAAGUCUUCAGGGAUUUUGUCCAUGGCAAUAAAAACAUAAUCAACUCAUAUAUUACAAGACUUGAAGAUAUUAAACAGGCUAUGAUGAAAUCAGAGUUCUUCAAAAAACACGAGGUCGUUGGAAGCUCACUGCUGUUCAUUCACAAUCACAAAGGCAGAGCUGAAGUCUGGGUCAUUGAUUUUGGUAAAACCAUUCCUCUCCCAGAAGGACAGACCUUGGAUCACUACAAACCCUGGGCGGAGGGCAACCGAGAGGAUGGAUACUUAUGGGGCUUUGACAACCUGUUGCAGAUACUUGCAUCACUGGCCAGAGAAUAGUCUUACUGACUUCUCAUUGCAAACUUUUUACUGUGACAGGACGGAUGAUGAUAAUAGACAUUUACAGUACAAACCUGGGGAGGCAUCAUUGUGUAAAAAAAUGAUUACUUUACAGUAUUAAGCUGUAAAAGCAUUUCACUGUCAGAACAUAAUCGUGGCUUUGAAAACUCAAAUUUGUCUAAAGUAUUGCAAUUUAUUUUUAACAUAUUGUCUGUAUUUGUGUGCAUUUUAUGUGCUCUACCGGUCAAAACUUUGGACACACAAACUGAAGUAUGGAAAUGAUGCUGCGAUCAAAACGGUAUUGAAACACGUUAUACUUUAUCUUUGAUCAAUUUGUCUAGAUUACGCACCAUCUAAGCAUUCAACCUUAAAGACGGAGUGCAAGAUUUUUUAAAAAAGCUUUGGAAAAGGCAGUCGGGCCGAGUACCAAAACACACAUGUAGCCAAUCAGCAGUAAGAGGCGUGUCUACUAACCGACAUCGUUGCCUGGGUUGCGAAUGUGUCUAUCAAAAGAAGGUCCAGAUUCUAUUGGGGUAGGGGUGUGUUUGUUAAGGUGAUUUCAAAUAUCAACACUGGCUUUCAGAGAUCAAGCACCCCCCCCUUUAACUUAAUGAGGUGCAUGCUGGGAUACUUCUACAGUAUUGGAGUGUUUGGUAGUUACCUGUUGACUACUUUACAUUA
This is a messenger RNA of Misgurnus anguillicaudatus (oriental weatherfish), 2285 nucleotides long. RefSeq names its product inositol-trisphosphate 3-kinase A (gene itpka). Gene Ontology annotation, cellular component: cytoplasm; nucleus. The record is from RefSeq and is a predicted model, not a curated record. Gene Ontology annotation, biological process: phosphatidylinositol phosphate biosynthetic process; inositol phosphate biosynthetic process. Lineage: Eukaryota; Metazoa; Chordata; Actinopteri; Cypriniformes; Cobitidae. Gene Ontology annotation, molecular function: inositol hexakisphosphate kinase activity.